AUGGAAGGGGAAGAGGAGAAACGUCGGCGACAUUUGUGGUCCCAGGAACCUACUGCCGAUGUGGAAGAUGAGAUCUCUAUCCUACGCGAUCGCGAUGCCGAGGAAAUCCUACCCUAUGAUGCCGACGAUUCCCCCUUUCCCGAGGUGCGCGCAGUCGUCCAACCGGUAGAUGACGUUGCCCUCCCUGUGAGCACUGUUCGCAUGUGGACAAUCGGUAUCAUCUUCACCAUUGUGGGAAGCGGGUUAAACCAAUUCUUUAGUUUGCGACAACCCAGUGUCACCAUCAGCGCAUUAGUAGCCCAGUUACUGGCUUUCCCGUUGGGGUGUGCUUGGGCCAAAUGGAUCCCAAUCGGAGUGUUAAACCCCAACCGUCACUUCAAUAUCAAGGAGCAUGGUCUGAUCACCAUAAUGGCCAAUGUUUCCAUUGGAUCUGCCCAGGCGACACAGAUCAUUGAAGCGGUAGUCAAAUUCUACAACAUGCCCUCGAAUGGGGGAUUUGAUGUGCUGCUGUGCAUCACUACCCAAUUAUUCGGGUUUGGCCUGGCGGGCAUGGCAAGUAUUUGGCUCGUCAUACCGGCUUCAAUGUUGUGGCCACAAGUCCUAUCCAAUGCCGCGCUCCUCACUACCCUGCAUUCCAGGGAGAACAUGAUUGCAGAUAAGUGGCGAAUCACUCGAUUGAGGUUCUUCCUCUUCGUUUUCAUUGGCGGGGCUAUCUGGUAUUUUGCACCCGGGUAUCUAUUUACCGGCCUCAGUACCUUUAGUUUCAUCUGCUGGAUUGUGCCAUCCAAUGUGGUGGUCAACCAAUUAUUUGGCCAGACAACGGGGCUGGGAAUGUCUAUCUUGACAUUCGAUUGGGCACAGGUAGUCUAUGCCAACCAGAGUCCCCUCCUGGUCCCUUUUUGGGCCGGGUUGAACGUAAUGGGGUCAUUUGCCUUGUUCUUCUGGUUAAUCUGCCCGAUCCUUUACUAUACUAAUACCUGGUAUUCCGCCUAUAUGCCGCUACUCAACUCAAAUACCUUUGAUAACACUGGGCAAGACUAUCAGCCUUCACGCAUCAUGAAUACAAACGGGACAGUAAAUCAAGCUGCCUACAGGGACUACUCCCCCAUGUUUUUGCCCGCAGGUUACGCAGUCACAUUUGGAGUGGCCUUUGCCAAUUUGACUGGAAUUUUCUUCCAUGUUGGGCUUUACCAUGGCAAAGAUCUGUGGAGGCAGUGGAAGGGCACAAGUAAGCUUGAUGUGCACGGACGGCUGAUGUCCAGUUAUCGUCCCGUUCCCUGGUGGUGGUUUGCUGCAGUCACGGUCCUCAUGUUUGUGCUGAGCAUUGUGACAAAUGAGGUGUGGCAUACUGGCUUGCCGGCCUGGGCUGUUCUGGUGGCAUUUAUGCUACCUUUGUUUUACAUCAUUCCCGUGGGCAUCAUCAAGGCCACGACCAACAUUAGCAGUAAUCAGUUGAACCUGAUCACGGAAUUCAUUGGAGGCUAUGCCUUCCUUGGGAGACCCGUAGCAAAUAUGGUUUUCAAAUUCUAUGGCUACGUUGCCAUACAACAGGGACUCGAGUUUGUCGCGGAUAUGAAGUUGGCAUACUAUCUUCAUAUUGCCCCGCGCACUCUCUUUGUCGCGCAGGGCCUUGCCACUUUAGUUGGAGCCGUUGUUCAAUGUGGCGUGACCGUGUUCAUGAUCACCCGCAUUGAUGGGGUCUGCUCAUCCGAUGCUGAGGGCAACUUUAGUUGUCCUCAUGGUCGAGUGACUUACUCUUCAUCUCUCAUUUGGGGUAAAGCGGCCCUCUUCCCUAUCACUUCCAUAUCUGCAUUGUUCUGGGUUGCUAACUAUUCGCCAGGUGUCAUUGGCCCCGGUCGGUUGUUCUCUCCGGGUCAAACGUACAGCAACCUGCUUUGGUUCUUCCUUGUGGGCCCUGUCGUAGUAAUUAUCACCUACUUGCUGGGUCUUCGCUGGAAAUCAGUCAAUUAUCUUUCCUGGCCGGUGGCAUUUGGAGCGAUGAGUCUAGUUCCUCCAGCUACCGGCGUCAGCUUCUCUUCCUGGUGGCUGAUCAACGCUAUCUUCAACGGUCUUAUAAAACGUCGCAAACCCGCGUGGUGGUCAAAAUAUAAUUACAUCUUGUCUGCCGCGCUGGACUGUGGAGUGGCUGUGUCUACAGUGAUUAUAUUCUUCUGCAUCACUCUACCAGCUGGUUCAUUGAGUUGGUGGGGCAAUACCGUAUACUCUCAUACUGCCGAUGGUGAAGGCACUCCAUACAAGUCUCUUCCUGCCAGAGGCUAUUUCGGCCCACCAAAGGGUUCGUGGAGUUGA
Penicillium verhagenii is the source of this 2310-nucleotide messenger RNA. RefSeq lists its product as uncharacterized. Gene Ontology annotation, biological process: transmembrane transport. Bases 1 to 2310 code for a protein of 769 amino acids. The transcript is spliced from 5 exons. The record is from RefSeq and is a predicted model, not a curated record. Gene Ontology annotation, molecular function: oligopeptide transmembrane transporter activity. NCBI's taxonomy places the organism in Eukaryota, Fungi, Ascomycota, Eurotiomycetes, Eurotiales, Aspergillaceae.